Molecule: messenger RNA, 4076 nt
Organism: Coregonus clupeaformis (lake whitefish)
Lineage: Eukaryota; Metazoa; Chordata; Actinopteri; Salmoniformes; Salmonidae
Product: ubiquitin-associated and SH3 domain-containing protein B-like
Exons: 14
Coding region: 128-2062 (644 amino acids)
Molecular function (GO): protein binding
Source: RefSeq, a predicted model, not a curated record
GGAGGGAGCGCCCGCGAACACACUGCUCACAAUAAUAAUCGGUUGUAGUCCAAUAGUUAUCUUUCUCCACCGCUCGCUACAGUACCGUAGACUGGAUCCAGUCUGAAAACCAAUGGAAUCCUGAAUCAUGGCUGCAAAAGAGGAUCUCUACAGCAAAAUCAUCCCGCGAAGACUUCUGCCGAAAUUACCGGGCACUGUGAAAUAUGGAUCAAAUUUGGACGUCCUCUUAUCGAUGGGGUUCCCCAAAACCAGGGCAUUGAAGGCACUAGUAUCAACAGGAGACAGGAGUGUACAGGCAGCAUGUGACUGGCUGUUCUCCCAUGUGGAUGACCCCUUCCUGGAUGACCCGUUGCCCAGAGAGUAUGUCCUGUACCUACGCCCCAGCGGACCCCUGCAGAAUCAGCUCCAUCACUUCUGGCAGCAGUCCCGCGUCACCUGUGGCAAGAACAAGGCCCACAACAUCUUCCCCCACAUCACGCUCUGCCAGUUCUUCAUGUGUGCAGACAACAAGGUGGACGCCCUGUUGGAGGCCCUGCAGGCCACAGUGGGCCAAUGGAGGGGUCGUUUCCCUAGCCCCCUACCCCUGGAGCUCUACACCUCUUUUAACUUCAUAGGCCUCUUCGUUGAGGAGCAGAUCGCAGAGGUCCUCAAGCAGUUUGCUGCUGACUUUGCUUCCGAGGCUGCCAGGAAAGCAGAUGUCCAUUUAGAGCCCCAUAAGAAGCAGCUCCAUGUGACGUUAGCCUACCACUUCCCCACCAAUCACCUGACCUCCCUGGAAAAACUGGCCAAGGGAAUCGAGGUGAAGCUAGGCUGUGAUUGGCUGGCUGUCCUUUUCUCCCGAGACAUUCGGUUUGCCAAUCAUGAGACGCUGCGCGUUAUGUAUCCAUACGCCCCUCAGAAUGAGGACGAGCUGGAGCUGGUCCCGGGCGACUUUGUCUUCAUGUCUCCCUUGGAGCAGAACAACACGAGCGAGGGCUGGGUUUACGGGUCCUCCCUGGCCACGGGGCUGUCCGGCCUAUUGCCUGAGAACUACGUCAGCCGGGCAGACGAGUGUGACACCUGGGUCUUCCACAGAUCACACUCCUUCUUCAGUUGCUCUGCCCCCUCAGACAAAGGGAGAAGGGAAAGGGGCCUAUUUGAUGGGCUGCUGGAUAGCCGUCGUCUCGACUACACAAGUCCUGGGGACACACCCACCUUGAGCCUCAUCUGUCAUCCCAUGCAGGUGCUUCGGGUCAGCAGCAAUCACUCUCGGCUGCCCAAGCGGACCCUGUUUGUCUGUCGGCACGGUGAACGAAUGGAUGUGGUGUUUGGGAAACACUGGCUUUCUCUGUGCUCUGAUUCCAAAGGUAGAUAUGUGCGCACUAACCUGAACAUGCCAGUCAGCCUGCCCAUGUGGAGUGGAGGACACCGAGAUUACGACAUGGACACCCCCAUCACUGUGUUUGGUUCCUCACAAGCACGAAUAGUGGGUGAGGCGUUGAUGGAGAGCAACACAGUGAUCGACUUUGUGUACUGUUCGCCUUCUCUGCGCUGUGUCCAGACUGCUCAGAACAUCCUCAAAGGUCUGCAGCAGGAUGGCAAGCUGAAGAUCAGAGUGGAGCCAGGCCUUUUCGAGUGGACCAAGUGGGUCUCUGGGAGCUCCCUUCCUGCCUGGAUCCCUCCCACAGACUUGGCAGCAUCCCACUUCACUGUUGACACAACAUACAGACCUCUCAUCCCGAUAAGCAAACUUAGCGUGUCGGAGUCCUAUGACACGUACAUGAGCCGGAGCUACCAAGUGACCAAAGACAUUCUGUCUGACUGCCAAAACAUGGGAAACAACAUACUGAUUGUGGCCCACGCUUCCUCCCUGGAGGCCUGCACACGACAGCUCCAGGGCCGCAGCCCCCAGACUUCCAAGGACUUCAUCCAAGUAGUCAGGAAGAUCCCCUACCUGGGUUUCUGUUCCUGCGAGGAGCAGGGCGACACAGGGGUCUGGCAGCUGGUGGACCCGCCCAUCCUGCCCCUCACACACGGACCCAACCACAGCUUCAACUGGAGGGAGACCCUCCUCCAGGAAUGACAUCCGCUUCCCUGGAGAGCAGACUUGCUCAUUCCCAUCCCGAGGCUUUAGUUUCUGGUCAAACAGCACUGAGAGACUCUGCCAGAGUCAAUGGGUGGUUGGACCUGUAUGUACUGUACUGUACACAUUGUAAUUUGACAGUAUUGUUGACAUUUCUAAUUUGACAGUAUUGUUGUUAGUGAGAGCAGAGAGAGAAGAGAGUGAAGUUGGAGAGGGCAGGGCUAAGUCUCAGGGCCUGGUUGAUUGUGGAGGCUAGCACUCAGCUGGCUUCAGCAAGCACAUGGACCAUUACAUAUUACACCACUGCGAGUCAACUGCGUGCCAGAAGGGAGUCACAAGGUUGAGAACAUUGACCUAAAAAAUCUAACAGAAUAGUUUGUGUUUGGAAAAGCAAUUGCAUUCCUUGUCCCGCUUGCAGAUUAACUGUUGACGAGGGCAAACGUUAUCCUCAAAAGCCCUUGACUGUAGCCGCAAGUCAUCUCUCAGAUGUUUCCCAGUGUGGAAUCUGUGUUUCUGUGUGUAUAAAGUUGAACUCAUUGGGGGAAAAAAACAUACUCAACUUAAUCCAUGCUCUCUUGAAUACUGUAAGUACAACGACUUAUUCAUCCACUUAAAACUGAUUGCAAUGUGGUCAGUAUUAUGUAUUUUAUGACUUUAUGGUCAUGUUGUAUGCUGGUUGUAUAAAAACGUUUUGUUAACGUAAGUAACCAGAAAAAUACGUCUUUGCCUGGUUGUAAUAGGUUAUGUGACAAGAUAACAACCAACAUAUGAUGUAUUUACUAUGACAUCUUGAUCUCGUCAUAAAAAAUACAUCUUUAUGUGGUUGUAACCAAGACUAGUUGGAAAUCUGGUUUUAUGACUUCUUCACAACCAGAAAACCAGUUUACAACCAGAAAAUGCCAUCAUUAAGACAGCAUGUGCCAAAUGUUUUCCACUGGGUGGCUUGUCACCCGGUUUGUUUGAAACAGUCUCGAUGGCACAAAAUGCACUAUUGACAAUCACAGGUGAGUCUUGGUGAGGAUGGUCUAAUAACCAGUAGUUAGGAACUUAUGUGUCAAUUUUACAUAAUGUAAGGUCUUAUGGCAGAAUAGUUGUCGACCACUGCACUAGAAAAUAUAUUUCAGUCUUCCAGUUGUGACCAUUUAUAUUUUAUUCAGAUACUUAACAAUUGAAGAGCUUUUCUUUCAAAUAUCAUAUAAAAAAAGACCUGUCCCAUGGUAGGAAAAUACAUGUUUUUCUCAGGUGCAGAUUUCAUUGUGACUUUAUACAGUAUGUGCAUUUCAUUUGGUCAUGAAAAUUGUUGUGAUUGCCUCUUAAGAUUGAACCUGAUUUAUCUUGAUGUCUCAGUGGUGAAAUCAGAGAGAUGUUAUCUGUUUAAUGAGUCAACUUGAAUGCUUUUGUUUAGCCUCAUCUAAAUCUAUCUGAUCUAAUCUUUCUGCAAAUCAUUAUUAUUGAGGAGGCUCUAAAACAAUGCUCUGGUGCUGUUCUUCCAUUGAUACAUGCAAGUGCAAUACUUACAAGUGCAAUACUUGCAAGUGCAAUACUUGCAAGUACAAUUACAAAUGUGUGAUGAAGGUGUCAGUGAGGAGCAAAGCAGGCCUACAUCAGAGGUUAGCCACAUGCACUGUUGAGGAAACCCUGGAAACCUGACAACCGAGGAGGAAGCAGUCUGUGUCAAAUUGUGUUAAUUUAUUUUCUCAAAUAUUAUAUUUCCAAAUGUAUAUAAACGUUAAUUUAAGUAAUUUAAGUUUUUCAUCAAAAUGCUAUUCUUUAGGAGGACUAGUGGGCUAAGAUGUGCAAAAGAUUGAAAUGAAAACAAACUGAUUGAAGGUGGAGAUGAUACAGUAUUCAUAGUGACUUGCCACUUCCCUGUAUAUUCAGAUAUGAGCAUCUCUGAGGUGGGUUCUUUAUUUUGUUUAAAAAAUUGUCCCCCGAAAAUGCCCCCUAUAUGAUACUGACAGUAUCACUGUUUCAGAUAUGUGUAAGUUACAUAUCAAAUAAAAAAAUCAGGUCA